Molecule: messenger RNA, 1909 nt
Organism: Solea senegalensis (Senegalese sole)
Lineage: Eukaryota; Metazoa; Chordata; Actinopteri; Pleuronectiformes; Soleidae
Product: sarcoplasmic reticulum histidine-rich calcium-binding protein
Exons: 6
Coding region: 205-1341 (378 amino acids)
Molecular function (GO): calcium ion binding
Source: RefSeq, a predicted model, not a curated record
ACUGCUCUGAACACGCCCCCCUCUCUCUAGUCUCUCUUUUCGUCUCUCUCUGCAGCUUCAAACUAAGUUUCCUGUACAUUUUAUGACUUUUGAGGUGUUGAACACCCAAUGAUUGUUUUCGUUGUGUUUUUCUUUGGUGUAAGAAUCUGUAUCGAGACAUUGCUCCGGCGUGGAUUUGAAGAUUAACAGUAUAACUUCUCCAAGAUGUCACCUGUGAAAGGCUGGACAGUGACGCUGCUGCUGCUGCUCCUCUGCUCAGCACACACACCACACUCUGGGCUCGUGGUUGCCCAGGAGGACCUGACUGAGGCAGAUGCAGAACUUCAUGCCAGACGUCAUGAGGCUGUGGGUGAUGAAGAAGCUGGAACCAGAGACGCUGAUGAAGAGGUAGCAGAGGAGGAAGGAGAUGAAGAGUCAGAUGAGGAGGAUGAGACUGUGAGACAAGAGGCAGAAGAGGAAGAAGAGGAGGAGGCCUCUGAUGAUGAAGAUGCUGAGGAAGAGGAGGCUGAUGAUGAUGAUGAUGACGAGGAGGAAGAGACCUCUGAUGAUGAGGAGGAGGAAGAAGAAGAGACCUCUGAUGGGGAUGCUCCUGAGGAAGAGGAGGCUGAUGAUGAUGAUGACGAGAAGGAAGAGACCUCUGAUGAUGAGGAAGAGGAAGAAGAGACCUCUGAUGAGGAUGCUCCUGAGGAAGAGGAGUCUGAUGAUGAUGAGGAGGAAGAGACCUCUGAUGGGGAUGCUCCUGAGGAAGAGGAGUCUGAUGAUGAUGAUGAUGAUGAUAAGGAGGAAGAGACCUCUGAUGAUGAUGAGGAGAAAGAAGAGACUUUUGAGGACGGAGAUGAAGUGACUGCUGAGGAUGAUGAGGCCAAUGAGGAUGAGGAGGCAGAAAAAGAGGAAGAGGAGGAGGAUGGUGAGGCGGCAGAGGAGGGAGAGGAUUCUGAUGACGAGGAGGAAGACGAUGAGGACAUGGAGGCAAACACAGCUGAGAGUGAGGGAGAGGAGGAGGCUGAAGAUGCUGCUGAGGAAGAAGAGGAUGAAGCUGAGGAAGAUGGUGAUGAGGCUGAAGGUGACGACACGAGGGAAGAAGAGGAGGCUGACGGUGAAGCGGUGCAGUUCCGCUCCGGCUCUCUGUGCAGCAUCUGCUCCAUUUGUAAGCACUGCUCUGAGGACUGCGACAUGUGUCCAUGUGAAGAGGGAGAAGAGUCAGAUUACUGUGAGCACUGCCGGCAGGAGUGCUCUUCCUGCUACCUUUGCCCCAUACUGUGUGACACCAUUUGCACGGCAGGUGGCCUCGUCGAUGAGAUCACAGGAUCCCUCUAUCAGAGCGUGGCCUCCCUCCUUUGAGCACCGUGGAACACUUUGCCGACAUCCUGUGGUCACAAUCUGGCUGCCUGCAACAAACCGGACCGUUUCAGUUUCUAACGACCUUUUCACUUUGUAGGCUUCAACUUCCUUUCCUUCAUUUUAUGGCCCAAAUAAUUAUUGUAUAGUUUCCAAUGCAAAACGCAGUGUAUUUGUGACAAAGUUAUUGUGAAACGCUUUUUAGCUGAGAGGGAAAUAUUUGUGGCCCAGUCUCGUGUGGGGUAUCGGGGGUAUCGGGUCCGACGCUGCUCGUAUUUGUCUUUGGAAAACUCUGAUACUGCUGCACCCGAUACCACCUGUGCUCUGCUCGGCUGUCAAGAGGAGGAGGAGGAGGAGGAUGAGGAGAAAAGUAGCUCCUUCAACAUCUAAACAACCAGCACGACACACAGCAAAGGAUUUGCCACUAUCAGUAUUAUUUAUAUAAAUCUGUUCCUAUACUUGUGCUCACGUACAAACGUGGUGUUCCCUGAACAAACAAGGCUCUCCUCUAAGUCCUCUGAGUUCUCUGAGUCUGGAUGUAAAUACCUGGAAAUAAAAGCUGAAAUAUUGA